Messenger RNA from Camelina sativa (false flax), 543 nucleotides. The record is from RefSeq and is a predicted model, not a curated record. NCBI's taxonomy places the organism in Eukaryota, Viridiplantae, Streptophyta, Magnoliopsida, Brassicales, Brassicaceae.
GCGAUUAAGCGUUAUUUACUACUUGGUCAAGGUGAUUUUGUCCAAUACUUGAUGGAUAUUGUAGGGCCUAAGCUUUCUGAGCCAGCAAAUAAUAUAAGUUCAUUUGAGCUAGCUGGGUUUCUUGAGGCUGCAAUACGAGCAUCAAAUGCGCAGUAUGAUGACCGUGACAUGCUAGACAGAUUGAGGGUGAAGAUGAUGCCUCAUGGCAGUGGAGACAGAGGCUGGGAUGUAUUCUCAUUGGAAUAUGAGGCAAGGGUUCCAUUAGAUACCGUGUUUACUGAGUCUGUUUUGUCCAAAUACCUGAGAGUGUUCAAUUUUCUCUGGAAGUUGAAACGGGUAGAGCAUGCUCUUAUCGGAAUUUGGAAGACCAUGAAACCAAAUUGCAUCACUUCUAACUCAUUCGUUAAGCUCCAAACUUCAGUGAAGUUGCAAUUGCUCUCAGCCCUGAGGCGGUGCCAGGUCCUUUGGAAUGAAAUGAACCAUUUUGUUACUAACUUUCAGUAUUACAUCAUGUUUGAGGUAUUGGAGGUGUCAUGGUCUAAU